AUGGCGGAUGUUUAUUCGGGUAUUCCGAUUCAAGUCGUCGACGACAAUUAUAUUAACGAAUCGGUCGAGAAAUGGGAAAAAUUUGUAAAGAGUCAAACGAGUAUUUUACCGAUUACGGAUCGCGAAUUAUUUCACGCUCAUCGCGACGCUCAUCAAACACUUGUUGAAUUUUUUUGCCCGCAAGGUGUGACCGUCCUGAUUAAGGGUGAGGAGGGGAAUCGAUUCGCAACCGUUUUGAGUGUUAUUAUUACUCAAAUCCACGUUCAAUAUUUGGAUGAUGAAGAUGAGGUUGAAUGGGUCGAUUGUGCAGAUCUUGUGACGGAUAGAGAGAGUGUUAAGCAAGCAAAACGGGAAUUCAAACUGAAACCAGCGGAUGCUCGUUGUUUUUAUGACUACAAAUUCCUCCAUAAUUAUCGGGAUAAUAUGACGAUGAAGGUUUAUGAGCUUGUCGACGUCGGAAUGUACCUCGAGAUUCAACAUAAAAUUCGCCCCAAUAUUGUCUUCUUCGCUGAGAUUGUUGAGAAUUCGUGCGGAAUUCUGAAAGUGCGAAUAAAUCACGAUCUCGUCUACAUUCAUAUGUUCGAUUUUCGCUGUCAUUAUAUUGGAUGGGCGAGGGAGCAGAAUUACCUUCUAUUUCGUGAUGAUCAGCGAGUGGACUAUUCGGUGACUUGUCGAAUGUUCGAUUAUUCUAUGCUGUUGGAAAAUCAGGUGCCCAAACCGAUUUUUGAGGCCAAUGAGUUGGGCCGGCAUGAAUUUUCGGCUGGAAGUUUGGUCGAAGUUAUGUCAAAAAACAAAACUCAAAUGUGCUACGGGAUCGUGAACGAGGUUAUCAAUGAGCAUUAUUUUAACGUUCGUUUAGUCGUAGAGAAAAGCAAGCGGUGUCCAUUGGAAAAAACUGCCUAUAAUGUUCAUAGCCCUGAGAUUUUUGCCGCUGGAACAGCAGCACAAUGUGGAAUUGAAGUAUUUGUGCCGAUUGAUCUACUAUUGGAACCGAAAAAAAGACGGGAGUGGGAGCAUUAUAGAAAUAAGUUUAGAAAUAUCAAGAAUGUUCCUCUCCGCGAUGUUACUGACGAGCAUAAUAAUAGUUCCAACUCAAAAAAAGACAUGCAAUUACCAACAUUGCGGUUAUUAGAGAUUUUCGAUUAUGAUGUCGGAGAGUUUUACGCCGGUGUUGUAUGUCGCGUCGAAGGCGAGAUUUUGUGGAUUCGCAGGCAUUUCUCAAAGGAUUGGCAAAUUAUUCGAAAAACCGAUCGAUGCUUAUUCCCGUGCGGUUCUGCAAAGGCGUAUGGGUUGAUGUUGAACUAUGAAGACGGUGAAGAUGUCAAAAUUCAAAUCGAUAAAGAAAAAUACACGGACAAUCCAUUGGAGGUGGUUAAAUUGAAUAAGGUGUUCCUUCCGAGCUAUCGAACUGCAGAUGAAGUGGUUCCGACUAUUUAUGUGAACGUUCGUUGUAAUGUAGGACCAUUAUUGUGUAGAAAAGCAUUUGCGAAGACACCCAAAAAGUUUGAAGGUGGAAUGCUGUAUGACUUCGUGCAACAUAUUUACAUGCAUAUAAUGCGAUGUGCUCGGACGGAAUCGAAACGUCAAAUUCUACAGCAAAUCAUUCAAAAAUCGAUAUGCUCUGCAGAACCAACUGCAGUGGUUUCUGCGAAAUAUCGAAGAGGCACUGAACAAUCGCAUGUUAUAAAGGGAAUCGGAAUUCGUUCAGUUGAUGAGCUUAAUGGAUUUCUUAAGACAAUUUUCCGUGCGAUUUCUGCUUGCCCUAACCUUAUUUCGUUUGAAAAUCAACACGAUGGCCCUUGUCGUUAUAAAUGCCACAUUUCUAAUAGAACGAAAACGUUGCAUUGGAUUCGAUCAGAAGUGAAUCGUGAAAAGGAAGCUAAACAGAAAGCUGCGGCCGAGAUUUCGCGGCAGGUCGAUCUUGCUGCGUCGCAAUUCCGCGUCGCAUCGCCGAUUGAGAAGGAGUCGGCGGACACGGCGAAGCCCGCCGGCGCGAUGUCUGGACCGAGUGCGCCGAAACAGGACGGAUUCGUUGCUCCGGUGCAUGUUCGUGGCAUGGGACCCGUCAUACAUCGACCUGCGGACAUCCCUGGACGAGGACCCAAAUUCAAUUCAUUUUUGAAUGAGCAGUUGCCAAAAAAGGCGCCUCCGCCCUAUUUCAAGCCUGGAAAAAGUCGAUCUCUUCCGAGGAUUCUCAAACAGAAAUUGACAUCCAAAGCGAUCUCGUCUAUUCCUGGACCAAGUCAUUCUGCGCCGAUUUCGUCGAUCGACAGACAAGGUUCAUCUAUUCCUGGACCCAGUAGAAUUCUGUCACAUCCAUCACAAUUCAAUACAGUCCAAAAUAGAUUUCUAUCUCAACCCGGCCCGAGUCGAAUUAUGACUCAACCUGGUCAAUGGAAUGCAGGACCGAGUAGAAUCCUAUCACAAUCUGCUCAAAUCAACCCAGGAACGAGCUCGUCCACAUCUCAUCAUAUUUCUCCUGUGUCCGGCGAAUCGGCUCCUAAAUCAUUGUCGCCAAACGUCACGGCUUCACCUAGAUCGUUAACCCCUGCUCCUAGCUUGUCGAGACCGUCCACUGCCGCUUCAAUACUUAAUUCAUCAUCCGACAUUGGAGAAUCCUCUUCUCGAGCUGCAGAAGCCGAAUCGCAAUUGGAUGAAAUGCCGGGUAUUCCUUCAUUCGAGAACAUUUUCGGUGGACAUCAGAAAUCGCUUGAAGAGCGAAUGAGGAAUGCGACGAAUUCGUCGUUGCUGCUCGCUCCGGUUCCUCCCGAUCUACCAGUGAAGCGAUCGUCGCCCGGCGGUGGUGGUCCUCCAGUGAAAACAGCGCGAAUCCGCGCUUCACGACCGAAUAUCAUAAGAAAGCCAACAAUUCCUGCCCCGCAUCCCAUGCAAGCACAAUAUCCAGCUGCACUAAAUAGUCUCCCGCCUCACCUGCAAUACCAUUAUUUGUUAAUGAAUCGACAACGGCAGAUCCAUAUAGAGCAACAUCAAAUUGAGUUAGCGCGACAGCAGGCGAGAAUCGAAAUGGCAAAACGGGAGAAGGUAGCGCAGGAAAGUGGAAUUGAAAUUAAUAUUCCGCCGUACAUGAAACCGCUGAUAUCUCAGAUUCCCAAUGGAUUGAUGUCGCCUGCUGUACAACAGAUGACGACGUCUUUGCUGACAUCUAGGCCUGAAAUGCAGAUGGUGACGAAGAAAAAUGCACAGGACCCUACUGCUGAAGCUGGAUCGGCGGAGCAGCCUGUAUUGUCUACUCCAUCUCCGAUGCCCAACUUGGUUGUAUCGGAAGCAGGCGCACCUCCCUCAUUGUCGCCGAAAUCUGUAAAUCCAUCGCCGACUAGCUCGGCUUUGAAUAAGCUUGAAGAGAAAUGGGUUAAUGACAAGUCGCGGAUGAUUCGCAAGAUAACUGCUGAUAUGGUUAUGCCGUGGGAUGCGGAUCGACUUUCUCUAUUUUUGCGGGAAAACUUUUUGAAUAUUGGAAGCGAGGCGAUCAGAACAAUUCGCGAAAAGGAGGUUACCGGAAAAAUGUUUCUCGAGUUGACUAGGAAAGAAUGUGUUGACAUGCUUGGAUCGGAGCGCGUUGGAGACAUGCUUCAUCGUUUAGUGCUCUACGUCAAGAGCGAAUAA
This is a messenger RNA of Caenorhabditis bovis, 3624 nucleotides long. The record is from the annotation of a GenBank genome assembly. NCBI's taxonomy places the organism in Eukaryota, Metazoa, Nematoda, Chromadorea, Rhabditida, Rhabditidae.